CCAGUCUUGCCUUCCUCGAUUGUCAACAUGACGAGGCUGGCAAUUAUGUCCACUCAGCAACAAGGCUGAACUGAAUUCACACCACCACACACUGUCAUCGCACCACAAUAUCCCAAGCCACCACCAUCACCACCACCACCAGUAAAUUGUUUCUCAAGUCUCAUCAUACCCCAGGCUCUUCUCUACCUCCUAUUUCCUCUCUCCCUUCGACUAUCAUUCGCAUAUAACAUGGCUCAGAAAGCAGCCAAAUCCCUCGCAGUGCGCAAUACUUCACGCCUGAAACAAACCCAUUUAAUUACUCUUGCCCUCCACUCCCUUUUUCUCUUCUUGAGCUUCACCCUCCGCCGAUCGCUUUCCCUCAACCGCUACGUCCUUUUCUCGCUGCCCGGCCUAUUCAUCGAAUUCUACCUCGACCGCCUUGCCCGCCCUUCCUAUAAGCCCGAUGGGACCUUGCGACGCGCAGGUGAAGACCUUGACGCCAAGGGUCUGACCGAGUUCAUGUGGGAUGUCCUGUAUUGGGGAUGGAUCAACUUGAUCUUUGUCAUGGUUUUUGGAAACCGCGCUUGGUGGCUGUACUUGGUCGUCCCGAGCUACGCCGCUUAUUCGGCGUAUACGACGGCGACGGGGUUGAGAGGUCAGUUGAAUGGCUUGGCUGGUGGCGGCGCUGAAGGUGGCACUGAGCCUCAGAGUAAGAGGCAGCAAAAGAUGGAGAAGCGCGGUGGUCAAAAGGUGGCUUAUCGAUGAGGCAGUUCAUGCACAAUAACAAUAAAACAAGCCAGACUUAAAUACACUGACAUAAUGUCC
Exophiala mesophila is the source of this 804-nucleotide messenger RNA. RefSeq lists its product as uncharacterized. Gene Ontology annotation, cellular component: intracellular membrane-bounded organelle. Gene Ontology annotation, biological process: vacuolar protein processing. Bases 229 to 744 code for a protein of 171 amino acids. Lineage: Eukaryota; Fungi; Ascomycota; Eurotiomycetes; Chaetothyriales; Herpotrichiellaceae. The record is from RefSeq and is a predicted model, not a curated record. The transcript is spliced from 2 exons.